UCUCAUCCCUAAUUUUUACACGUCGUUGAUUUGUGUCGACUGGCUUAAAAAUGGUCGUCCAAGAGGAUAAUCAAAAUACUGGAGACGUUCUGGAGAAGACGGAGAGUGCUCCGGUAGCGCCCGAGCCGGUUAAGAUCUUCACAGUGGAGAUUCUGCAUAUGAUCAAGGAUGCCCAACAGCAGCACGGUCUGCGCCACGGCGAUUUCCAGAGGUAUAGGGGCUACUGCACGCGCCGUAUCCGUCGAUUGAGGAAGGCACUGAAGUACCCGCAAGGCGACAAGCGGCACUUCAAACGACGCGACGUGACCAUUGGGCAGUUGACGGGCAAGAAAGCGGACGAGCGGUUUAUCCACAUCCCACUGAUCAGCGCAGAGCGGGCCUGGGCUUACGCCAUGCAGCUCAAGCAGGAAUCUAACACGGAGCCGCGAAAGCGCUUUCACUUGAUCAACAAGCUGCGAAGGGCCUGUUUCUACGCUCUCCAACUGCAGGAACUGUGCAAUACUGAAGCAUUCGAUGCCCGCACCAAGCUGGAAUGCGAAGCCUAUGUUGCCUGGAUGCACGGCACACUGCAUUUUGAGCUCCAGCUGUGGAAAACCGCUGGUGAACACCUAAAGCGAGCCCAGGUGGUGUACGAGAACCUUGCCAAGGCUCUGCCAGAUGACGAACAGGAACUAUACCGCGCAAAAGUUAAUGAGUUCACGCCUAAUCUGCGCUAUUGCGCCUAUAACAUCAGCGGUGGUGCCAGUGGCGGAAAGAUCGAUGAGAUCCUGGAGCUACGCGCUCAGGGAGUGCUCGAGAAUCUGGAUGUUUUGGUCAGUCAGACUAAGACGGAGAGCAGUGAAGGACUGCAGACGAUCGACUGGCGCGGUCGCAAGGUCACUGUACGCCCGGAGAAAGUUCGUUUGUUCCUGCUCAGUGCCCAGGAGUUGGACAAGUCGCUGGCCAAGGCCACCAAACUGGAUGCCAAGAUAGAACUGAUCGAGCGCAUUCUGAUGGACUGCAAGGACGCUAUCCAGGCAGUGCGGGACGAAAUCAAACAGGAUCCCAAGUUACGUUCACUAACCACCGGGCAGACAGUAUCCGGCGUGCAAUAUCUUCUAGCCUACUUGAGUUACAUUCGCCACAGCCGCACGCUGCAGCGUAAUCUUUGCCUAGUGGAGCAGGCCAAGCUAAACUUUGACGAUCCCAACCAACAGUCACAACAGAAUGUGGGCGACGGCAAGCGCGUGAGAUCCCAGGAUUUGGCCCGCCUCUACGAGAUCAUCCUGCAGAAUGUCACAGAAAUGCAGCAGAUCACUGGCUUAGAAGACGAUGCAAAGUACCAGAGCGAGGUGGAGAACCUCUCCAUUACCUUCAAGGCCUUCCGCUGCUACUACAUUGCGCUUACCCUGAUCGACAUGAAGAAGUGGAAGGAGGCAGUGGCGCUGUACGAACGCGCAUCCAACUACGCCACCGAAGCGCUAAAGGGCAAGGCAAGCCCCGAGUUUCAGCUGCAGGAUGAGCUUAAGAAGGUCGUGUCAGCCAUCGAGGGCUGCAAGUUUUCUGCCCAUGCGUACAGUGUGCUGGAGGAUGACAACAGCGAGGAGGCCGGAACUACCACCAAGUCGCAAAAGACGACGAAACCUUUGUACGAGCGCUUAUCACUGUACAAGGAGGACCAAUCUCUGCACACCAAGACACCCAAUGUGUUCAAGUUGACCCCCGACAUGGAGCCCAUACCCUGCAAACCGCUCUUCUUCGAUUUGGCCAUGAACUACGUGGAGCUACCUUCGCUGGAGGACAAACUGGAGUCGCCCGGCAAGAAGGGCGCAUCGAUCACCGGUUUCGUCAAGGGAUUCCUUGGCUGGGGCGGCGGCGGCAACAAGUGAGAUUGAAACUAACCCCCACGAAGCACUCUUCUGGAAUUCCACGCAUCCAUGUUACACUUAUAAAGCCUACAGAUCCAUGUCCAUGCCACGGUAUGUCCGUUGUUCUUUAUAAGUUCUUUGUUUUGGCUUUUACCCCGCGCCAGAUUUGUUUUUCUACGCAACUUUUGUAAGUUAAAAAUUGAACAAUUAUUCGGUAAUAAAGGAACCUUCAAGAGAGAGCUAUAGUUCCUCAAAGGCAAA
Molecule: messenger RNA, 2108 nt
Organism: Drosophila ficusphila
Lineage: Eukaryota; Metazoa; Arthropoda; Insecta; Diptera; Drosophilidae
Gene: Srp68
Product: signal recognition particle subunit SRP68
Exons: 4
Coding region: 51-1868 (605 amino acids)
Biological process (GO): SRP-dependent cotranslational protein targeting to membrane
Cellular component (GO): signal recognition particle, endoplasmic reticulum targeting
Molecular function (GO): endoplasmic reticulum signal sequence receptor activity; signal recognition particle binding; 7S RNA binding
Source: RefSeq, a predicted model, not a curated record